Messenger RNA from Plasmodium yoelii, 834 nucleotides. Its product is annotated as RNA transcription, translation and transport factor protein, putative. Bases 1 to 834 code for a protein of 277 amino acids. The transcript has a single exon. The record is from RefSeq and is a predicted model, not a curated record. Lineage: Eukaryota; Apicomplexa; Aconoidasida; Haemosporida; Plasmodiidae.
AUGAAUUCAUUGAAAAGAAAGCUCGUGUUACUUGGGUAUGAAUCGUAUGAUAUCGAAAAAGACGAUUUUUAUUGCAUGAUUUUAAAAAUCGAAGAAGAAAAAAUUAGAUUAUAUAAACCCAAAGAAAGGGAAAAACUUAAUUACACAAAAGAAAAAAACUAUAUUGAACAUAUAUUAAAAUAUUUAAAAAAAUUAAAUAUAAAUAUAACAAAUAUUAAUAAAACAAAUAUUAAUGAAAUAGAAAUAAAAAAAUAUAUUUUAAACAAUUUAACUACGUUAGCAUUACUUGAUGAAUAUAAAGAUUUGACAUGUUUUGACGAUGAUACCGAGAAUGAUGAAUAUAAAAAUAUUCAAUCGAAUGAUGAGCAAGCUAAAUAUAUAGAAGGAAAUAUUUCUGAUCAAACUAUUACUAAUUUUUUUGAAUUAAAUUACAUGAACAUUUGUGAAAAAGAAGAAUUUGAAAAAAAUAAAGACAAACUAAUAAUAUUGAUUGAUACAAUUAAUGACAUAUUUAAAAAGCAUGAUAUACCAUUGUUAAAAAAGGAUGAAAUAAUUAAAAAUAACGAAAUAUACAAUGUUAUAUCUGCUCUACAUUUAUUAAAGGAAAAAUUAAAAACUAAAGAAAAAAUACAAAAUGAAAAUUAUGAAAAUUUAUUCAAUUUUAAUAUUAAUGUUAAUAAUAAAGAAAUGGCUGAUUUUGUUUAUAUUUUACGAUAUAUAUUUAAUGAAAAACUAAGAGAUAGAAAAACACAUAUCAAAAAUAUUCUGAACGAAACGCAAAUCCUGACCUAUAAUCCUAUAAUAGACAUAAAACAGGGAAAGGUUGGGAGGUAA